CCGGCCCGCUCUGCCCAGCAUCCGGCCCGAUCUCUCCAUGGGUCUGGGCCGGGGCCGGGGGGUCGACACGGCGGAGAGAGAGAGAGAAAGAGGGGCAGAGGAGGAGGGUCGGGUUAGAGGGUUCCUCAGGGCCGCACUAAACCCCCAGAGAGCCACCGCGCAGGACGGAGAGACGUGCAGGAGGGGACAAGGACCGGAGCAGCGGGGCCAGGCCAGGGUGGGACCGGCCCGGGGGCGCUUUGGUCACCCCAAUCCGGGCCGGGGCUCGGGCUCCUCUGCGCCUUCCUCCAUCCCUCUGUCCUCCUCCUACUAGGAAAAUGUCUCAGCAGCCCCAGCAGGGCAAGCAUCCGGCCCACCCGAGGACGCCGGAGCCGGCCCACCCAAAGUUGCCCACAACAUGCCACCCGAAGACUCCAGAGCCGGGCCACCCGAAGGCUCCUGAGCCGGCCCACCCCAAGUUGCCCGCGACGUGCCACCCGAAGACUCCAGAACGGGGCCACCCGAAGCCUCCUGAGCCGACCCACCCGAAGGCUCCAGAGCCGGCCCACCCCAAGUUGCCCUCGACGUGCCACCCGAAGACUCCAGAGCCGGGCCACCCGAAGACUCCAGAGCCGGCCCACCCGAAGGCUCCAGAGGCGGCCCACCCGAAGGCUCCAGAGCCGGCCCACCCCAAGUUGCCCUCGACGUGCCACCCGAAGAUUCCAGAGCCGGGCCACCCGAAAACUCCGGAGCCGGCCCACCCGAAGGCUCCAGAGCCGGGCCACCCGAAGGCUCCAGAGCCGGCCCACCCCAAGUUGCCCGUAACAUGCCACCCGAAGACUCCAGAACAGGGCCACCCGAAGGCUCCUGAGCCGGCCCACCCGAAGGCUCCAGAGCCGGCCCACCCCAAGUUGCCCUCGACGUGCCACCCGAAGACUCCAGAGCCGGGCCACCCGAAAACUCCGGAGCCGGCCCACCCGAAGGCUCCAGAGCCGGCCCACCCGAAGGCUCCAGAGCCGGGCCACCCGAAGACUCCAGAGCCGGCCCACCCCAAGUUGCCCGCAACGUGCCACCCGAAGAUCCCUGAGCCGGGUCACCCGAAGGCUCCAGAGCCAGCCCAUCCUAAGGCUCCGGAGCCGGCCCACCCCAAGGCUCCCGAACCGGCCCACCCCAAGGGUCCCGAACCGGGCCACCCCAAGGCUCCCCAACCAGGCCACCCUAAGGCUCCCGAACCGGGCCACCCUAAAACCCCAAUGCCAUGCUCACCUCCCACCCAUCAUAAAGCCCCCCCAGCCCAGCAGAUGCCCCAACCCAAGAACAAGUAGGAUCCUCAUGUGUCCCGCUGGAAACCCCCCGCCCUCCCCCGUCCCCAGCCCCCAGGUCACUGACCACACGGCCAAACGGGUCAGACCAUUCAAUCGCAUGCCCUUCCUAUAACCAGACACGGAUGAGCCAAACUCAUCCGGAGACCCCACAGCCCCGACCUCUCUCCCGCCUCCCUCCCUCUCGCUCCUAUCUGCUCUCUCUGGUCUCCCCCCACCCAA
Messenger RNA from Ornithorhynchus anatinus (platypus), 1523 nucleotides. RefSeq names its product proteoglycan 4. The transcript has a single exon. NCBI's taxonomy places the organism in Eukaryota, Metazoa, Chordata, Mammalia, Monotremata, Ornithorhynchidae. Bases 318 to 1304 code for a protein of 328 amino acids. The record is from RefSeq and is a predicted model, not a curated record.